GAAAUAAUGCUGGCAAUAAGGAAGUCAUACAAAUAUGAAAUCCGUUCGUGUGCGAAUUUUCUGUACCUGGCGCCGACAUGCACCUGUCUGCUCAUCACGAAUCAGGGAUUUUCGCAGGAGCAAGUCAGGCUACUUGUGCAUUUGUAAACGUGGUUUCUGGAGAGUUGGCGUCUCUUAUCAGUUUUCAAAAUUGCAACAUAUUGUGGAGUAGGUGGAGGGCUCAAAAACGCAAAAUUGACGAAAAGUUCAAAACAAUAUCUUUAGUGUUCACAGACGAUCAAAUGGAAAGGAUGUGCAGGGAAGAGAGUUGAUUGUUGAAAAUGUGUUGUGAAUAAAAGAAUGGGGACGUUUUGUUUCGAUCAGUAUGAUCAUCCACUACUUUGGUGCGAGGAAAAGAAAAGAUUAGUGGAGCGACAAAAUGCUGCGGAAAGUGUAAGAGCAUGGCAACGUAAGAAAGCAGAGGAACAGGCUCAAAAAGAACGAGACAAAAAGGAGUAUUACGACCUAUCAGUUUCUCAUUGUCCUUGGGGACGGCCUGGCGGCGGAGCACCCAACUUGGAUAUUCGCAAGCGCAACAUUACUGCCGAAGGACUGCAUCCAACCCCCAGCCAUGGAACACGUGGCUCGUCAUUGCCUCCUUGUCAUAUAAAUCUAGGGGGUAGCGGUCACAUUCGAAGUGCAGCGGAUCGAUUGUACAUAACCCUCAAGGAUCAUCCUUCACUGAGUUUUCGAAAUAAAGGACACGUUGACAUUGAGCUUCGCUAUAAAACCGAUAAGACGGAUAAGAAGCCUAAAAUGCAACUCGAGAAAAUAACGGUCACGGAAAAACCGAAGGCGAAGGAGAAAAAGAAAUCUGCGGAUGAGGAACACAAUCCUUGGGGCAAAGCUGGACCUGGCGGUGCCCCAUGGCGUAAUCCCAAAAGUGUUGGUAGUUCAUUUAUGCGAUCUCUGGGUUGGACCAACAAAGAACUUCUAAAGGAAUUAGACCAAGAGAAUCCUCAAACCGCACCUAGUGAAAAACCAAUCAAAACCAAACAAAAAUCUUCUAAAGAACCAGUCCGGAAAUGCUGUCCUCUAUGCUCGUGUAAGUGUACAACGGCAACAACACUUACGACCUCAGAAUCCGAACCUACCCAGCAAGUCGAAAAAAUAACAAAGGACAAAACCGGCAAACCUACAGAUAACAUUUCGAAAAACAAAGAAGGGUCAUCUAAAAAACCUACAGUGGAACAAAAGGAAAAGUGCGUACGAGUCAGACGACCCACUCGCGGUGGAGGUUGUCACCGUAAAUCCAACGGUUCAUGUAUGGCUGCAAGUGAAGGAGUAGAACUUGUGCCUCUCCUUGCUCGAAGACGUGGAAUGCAUCGACCGGUCAGCUUAUCCAGCACGGACGUUACAAAACGCGUGGAGUGUAAUAGAUCCGCCUCUUCCUACAACAUCGAAUAUUUGAAAGACCUAAAACGUCAAAUUUCCCAGCACGUUCGUCGCCUGAAACUGGCCAAAGAACAGGAAGUAGAACUUUGCAAUCGCCACUUUCAAACAUUUGAACAGUUUUGGGGACGACCUGGCCACGGAGCGCCCAGGAAUGUUAAAACUAAAUUAAAUUUGGACGAUUUGCUUUAUGGAGUUCCAGUUUGAGUAAAGCAAAUUCUGUACACAAUCUAAAUUACAAUGGAUAGAAUAGCGCAAAUUUCGGUAGUUCAUUUUGCGUAAUGAAAGCUUUUUGCCAUUACUGUAAAUAAAUGCGAAAUUUCUUCAAAAAUUCACUUUACUCGCUUGUAGUGUUUGCAAGUGAGAAAAAAGUUUAUUUUUCCGUAGUAACGAACGGCGUUAAGAGAAUAAGGGCGCGUGAAUAAAUGUCGGCAAUUCCAUAUGUACAUAGGAUGUAGUAAUCCGAUCUAGACAAA
Molecule: messenger RNA, 1907 nt
Organism: Hermetia illucens (black soldier fly)
Lineage: Eukaryota; Metazoa; Arthropoda; Insecta; Diptera; Stratiomyidae
Exons: 7
Coding region: 340-1638 (432 amino acids)
Biological process (GO): positive regulation of cytokinesis
Cellular component (GO): microtubule; centrosome; spindle pole
Source: RefSeq, a predicted model, not a curated record